AUGGACCCGAUGGAUUCAGGGAGGCGAAGAAAGCCGUCCGAAGAGCACGGCUCAGCUGCACAGGUUCUCCAAGGAUACGACUGGACUUUGGUACCUGUUGCCACCAAGGGCUCCGGCGACAAAAGGGCGGCCCACGUCAAGAGGCCCAUGAACGCGUUUAUGGUAUGGGCCCAGGCUGCAAGGCGAAAACUGGCCGAUCAGUAUCCCCAGCUUCACAACGCCGAGCUGUCGAAAACACUAGGAAAGUUAUGGCGUCUCCUGUCCGACAAUGACAAGAAACCCUUCAUCGAGGAGGCCGACCGCCUGCGUGUUAUCCACAAACGCGAGCACCCCGAUUACAAGUAUCAACCACGACGUCGGAAGCAGAACGGGCCGUCCUCCGGCCGGGAGAGUUCGCCCACGAGGAGUCAGAGCAACGUGACUUUCAGCGUUACCAGGUCGUUGAAGCAGGAGGACAUGAGUCCUAGAGGCGUUCAAGGACCCAAUUCACCGCAGAGUGGCGUAAGCUCUUCGCCACCCACGACACCCAGUCAGGGUCUUUCACCGCCGACACCCCCUACGACGCCCAGGGGACAGCACUAUAUCAAUCAGAGCAAUCAGCUUCCGCAGAACAACACGGUAUAUUACCAGGAUUUGAUCAGCGGCACGCCGUCGAGUGAGUCCCCCCAUCAACAACCGGCGGUUGAUCUUCGGUAUAUCGAGGUCGGAGAUGGCCUCCCCGGCGAGGAGAACCAGUUAAAUGGCCUCGGCACUUUGGGCGGGCUAGGCCUGAAUCUCCCGGUGAACUUCCAGGAGUGCGAGGUCGAGAGCAAUGAGCUCGACCAAUACUUACCGCCCCAGACUGCACCAAUACACCAGUACCCACCCGUGCAAGUCACCACCGCCUCGCAAUGGUUACUCAACAGAUACGAGGAGGAGAUCGAGAGACCGAUCAAGCGUCACUGUUCAGAACAGGCGAUCGCGGAGGUAUCGUCAUGGGAGGACAGGACUCAGGAGAUGGUCAGGUACCACGAGCUGCAGCCUCCCCUUCCGCCAGUCCAGUACAUAUCCGCCCAUAACGCGCACCAUUCGCACGCGAGUACGCAGAUGGGCCAUCCACACGUGUCCACGCCCUACGCGCAAUACGCACAUCGCUACGUGUCUGGCAUUGAGACGUGGCCGAAUUAUAUGUAGACCAAAGCGAGGUAAACAUGCCCGAUAUAUUUUUCGUUUCGCGGUGCCGAAAGACGCGCCGCGGUAUCGUCGAAUCGUCCGAUUUUUACGUACCUAGGUACAAAUGAUCGGAAAAAGAAUUCGCGUAGACCAUCCCGGAUCAGCCGCGAAAUAUUCGAUGGACAAAUUUUCGAAAUCUCACGUGAUUCUCUCCGGUCAACGUUAUCGUUCUAAAUUUUCAUUAUUUAACCUUCCGUGUAUAAUCUGGGUCUUUUUUGGC
Mycetomoellerius zeteki is the source of this 1432-nucleotide messenger RNA. RefSeq names its product transcription factor SOX-9. The transcript has 6 exons. Gene Ontology annotation, molecular function: RNA polymerase II cis-regulatory region sequence-specific DNA binding; DNA-binding transcription factor activity, RNA polymerase II-specific. Gene Ontology annotation, biological process: regulation of transcription by RNA polymerase II. NCBI's taxonomy places the organism in Eukaryota, Metazoa, Arthropoda, Insecta, Hymenoptera, Formicidae. The record is from RefSeq and is a predicted model, not a curated record. The coding region runs from base 1 to 1173 and encodes 390 amino acids. Gene Ontology annotation, cellular component: nucleus.